Naegleria fowleri is the source of this 2484-nucleotide messenger RNA. RefSeq lists its product as uncharacterized. The record is from RefSeq and is a predicted model, not a curated record. The transcript is spliced from 2 exons. Bases 1 to 2484 code for a protein of 827 amino acids. Gene Ontology annotation, biological process: protein dephosphorylation. NCBI's taxonomy places the organism in Eukaryota, Heterolobosea, Eutetramitea, Acrasida, Naegleriidae. Gene Ontology annotation, molecular function: protein tyrosine/serine/threonine phosphatase activity; protein binding.
AUGGCAUCCAUUUAUAUACAUCGCAAAGUUGAUGAAUCAACCAAAAACGGAUCAUCAUCAUCCACCCAUCAUGAAGGAUCAUCAUCUUCAACAACAACAACUUCUACAACGUCCACCCAUACAAACAACACAUCCUCAGAUAAAGAUCCCAAAGAUGUUCUCAAUGAAUUGCUUCAAGAUAUUCCCAAUUCAACCUCAUUCCAUGCUGCAGUUCAGAAAGACAACUUGAGUCGACGAUUCACCGAUAGAGAAUUAUUCAAGAUUUGUCAAUUAACCAAUCUGACUUUCUUGGAUUUGAGUGGUCACUGCAUUCAAUCUCUUCCUCCCAACAUUUCUCAACUCUCCUCUCUUCAAACUCUCAUCAUGAAUAAGAGCGAUCUUGCGACUCUUCCAAAAAACAUUGAACUCCUCGAACAUUCAUUAAUUGAUCUUCAAUUCCGACUCAACUCUUUUAAAGAAUGGCCUUCGCAACUCAACAAGAUGAAUCUCCAAAAACUUGACAUGAGUUUUAAUCGUUUAAAUAGAAUACAAAUUUCAACUACAGGUAUUGCUGGGUUAUUUGGUUUUGACCGCCCACAACAAUUACAAUCGACACUUCGAGAGUUGAAUUUGAGUUACAACUAUCUCACAACCUUUCCACAAGAUUUACUCAAGUUUUCAAAUUUAGAGAGAUUAGAUUUGACGAAAAACGAUUUAGAAACUCUGCCCGAUAUUAGCAAGUUAGCUGACAGCAUGAAAGAGCUUUCAGUCGAGAAUUGUAAUUUUACAGCAUUUCCAGUCACCAUUUGCUCUUUACUCAAUUUACGAGUUUUGAACGUGAGUGGCAACAAAUUCGAAUGGUUUCCUCAGACCCAAGGUCUCAUGUCACAAUUGUGUCAACUGCGGGAGUUGUAUGCAAAUGGAUGUGGACUCCAUGGAUGGGCACAGCUCUUCUGCCAAGCAAAACUUGAAAUUUUACACUUAUCCAAUAAUAGUAUUCGUGGAGUGCCAACUGAAGUACGAACUCUGCAAAUGCUGCAAGAGCUUAUUCUCUCCAAGAAUUAUAUUACACAUAUACCUGAACACUUUAGUGAUUUUGUAAAUUUGGUGUAUCUAGAUUUGAGUGACAACAACAUUGAGGAUGUAGAUCCUGCAUUUGGUAACUUGAAAAAAUUAGAAAUUUUAAAGUUAAAGUCCAAUAGAAUUACAGAGUUACCUCCAGAAAUGUCAGAACUUGAAAGUUUGAUUGAAUUAGAUUUAAGUGAAAACGAUUUGAAAGAUCUCUUUGAUUUCUCUAAAGUGAAAAACUUGGAAAGAUUAGAAGCAACUUAUAACUAUUUGGAAUCAUUUCCUAAAAUUGGAAAUUGCAAAAAGCUCAAACAUUUAGAUCUGACCAUGAAUAGAAUUAGUGGUGAAAUUCCUGACUAUUUCUAUGAAUUGCAUUCUCUCACUUUUUGUAAAUUGAAACAUAACUCUUUUGAAAGCAUUGAUCCAAAAAUCAGCCAAUUAACUUCACUUGAAAUUUUGAAUUUGGACAACAAUGAAAUUAUUUCCAUACCAGAUUCAGUCAUGAACCUAAAAUCUCUAAAACAAUUUUCAAUUAUUAACAAUUAUCAACUCAAUCCGUCCGAACAACUCAAAACAUACAUGCAAAAUAAGAACAUUACAUUUGAAUAUGCGUAUGAAGAACCAAGCAAAAUUAAGGAUUCUCUCUUCCUAAGCUCAGCACCACCUGCAGGAUCACGACGCCUUCUCAAAUCUCUCGGUGUGACUCAUAUUCUAACCGUCGCCAAAGAUAUUCCACCUAGAUACAAGAAUGAUUUUAAAUAUAUGAUUAUUUUUGCAGAUGACACGACAGAAGCCACUCUAAAACCUCACUUUGAAGAAGCAUCAAAAUUCAUACAGGAAGCCAUUUCGACAGGAGGAGCCUGUAUGGUGCAUUGCAUGGCUGGAGUGAGUCGAUCGAGUGCCAUCGUCAUUUCUCACAUUAUGUUGACAGAGAAGAAACGAUUGAACAUUGCCUAUCGAGAGGUCUAUGAAAAGAGAGACAUUAUCAAACCCAACGACAAAUUCUAUCGAGAGUUAAAAUUACUAGAUAAGGAACUCUUUCAACAUGCAGAACCAACUCCUGUGAAAACGAAAAAUCGAGUGGAAUAUUUCGAUGCAAACACAGACGAGAGAAUUUUCAAACGUCCCAAAGAUGAAAAACCAAGCAUUCUGCAUGUACCUUCAAAUUCCGGACUCGUGUCGUAUGGAAAUGGAGAAAAAUCAACCUUUGCGUCACUUUUUAACUUUUCCUCAUUGGCAGGAUCAGAAUCGGAGAGUGGACGAGAACCCAUGAUGAUGAUGAUGUUCAACAAUAAUAAUAAUAAUAAUAACAACAACAAUAGUAAUGGCACAUCAACAUCCACAUCGACCAUGGGAGCUUCAACAAGAGGUGCCAACAAUAAUUCUACCAAUGCAGCAUCAUCAAUGACCAAUGGUGAUUCACACAGUGAGGAAUGA